Molecule: messenger RNA, 4463 nt
Organism: Linum tenue
Lineage: Eukaryota; Viridiplantae; Streptophyta; Magnoliopsida; Malpighiales; Linaceae
Source: the annotation of a GenBank genome assembly
AUUUUUCUCAUUCCCUCUUUUCCCCCUUCGGUUUGCGCCUUUUCUCCCUCUCUAUCGCCUUCUCCUCCCUGCCCCACUCUCCCCCCUCCAUCUCUCUCUCACCCUUUUUCCUCAAUUGCCAGCUUUUCCUUUGUCUUUGGGCUGCCUCCCCCGCUCAAAAGAAGAGUAGGGAAAUCCAAACAAACCAAAAAAAGGAGGAAAAAGAAAAAACCAGGAAAAGAGAUUCAUAAUUGUCCCAUCUUCGUCCCUAAUUCCGUUGCUGCUGCUGCUUGCUCGCUUAGAUUGGAUCUGGGUAGUCCCUUCCAUUUCCUUUCCAACGACAUAUACCCAGGUGUUCUGUGCCCGGCAAUGAUUUCUCAUUUUGGGUUUACCCGCAAAUUCGCGCGAAAUGUGAUCUCCGUUCCCGGGGUAAAUGUUGGGAAAUGUGUUUUGCACUUCGUCAGCACCUAGUGAUAGCAGGGAUUUCGGGCUGCCUCGAAUCGAAUUUGGUGUGAUGGUUAUACUCACAGGGGAAGUUCCAACCAGUAUAUGCAAGAUAUGUCGAAUGCUUGAAUUAUUAAAUAAUGGAUUAGAUGCAUUCUGGUGAAACUUUUGCCAUUUUUACAAUCGAAAGUGCUAAAUAGUUUGUCAAUGUCAUGGAAUGACCAAUUGCACUGCUUGUCAUUGCAGGACACCUCUAGCCCUGUAACAAUAAAAAUUGAAGUGGAGGAGGUCUAAGUGCGGAAACAGUAUGUCUGUUUCGAUGAGAGACUUGGAUCCAGCUUUUCAAGGAGCUGGACAAAAAGCUGGUCUUGAGAUAUGGCGGAUCGAAAACUUUAAUCCAGUUGCUAUUCCGAAGGCUUCUUAUGGAAAAUUCUUGAUGGGGGACUCCUAUAUUAUUUUGAAGACUACUGCUUUAAAAAGUGGUGCCCUGCGCCAAGAUAUACACUAUUGGCUUGGUAGAGAUACCUCACAGGACGAAGCAGGUGCUGCUGCCAUCAAAACAGUAGAGCUUGAUGCAGCUCUCGGAGGCCGUGCAGUACAGUAUCGCGAAGUCCAGGGCCAUGAAACUGAGAAGUUCUUAUCUUAUUUUAAGCCAUGCAUCAUACCCCAAGAAGGUGGAACAGCAUCUGGAUUCAAACAUGUUGAGGCCGAAGAGCACCAGACAAGGUUGUUCGUUUGCAAAGGAAAACAUGUCGUCCAUGUGAAGGAGGCAAGUGUCUUAAGAGUUCCUUUUGCUCGUUCUUCCCUAAACCAUGAUGAUAUUUUCAUUCUUGAUACCACAUCUAAAAUUUUUCAAUUUAAUGGUUCCAAUUCAUCCAUACAAGAGAGAGCCAAAGCCUUAGAAGUGGUCCAAUAUAUCAAAGACACAUAUCAUGAUGGGAAAUGUGAGGUAGCUUCCAUUGAGGAUGGAAGAUUGAUGGCUGAUGCUGAAACGGGGGAGUUCUGGGGUUUCUUUGGUGGCUUUGCUCCACUUCCACGUAAAACAGCCAGUGAUGAGGAUAAAUUGUCUGCUUCUGAUGAGACCAGACUAUUUUGCAUUGAAAAAGGUCAAGCUGAGCAAGUUGAAGCAGAUACUUUUACCAGAGAGUUGCUAGACACAAACAAAUGUUUUGUUCUUGAUUGUGGAGUGGAAGUUUUUGUAUGGAUGGGAAGAAACACCAAUCUCGAUGAAAGGAAGAAUGCAAGCAAAUCAGCUGAAGAGAUAGUUCACAAUGCUGAUCGACCGAAAUCCCACAUAAUCCGAGUGAUGGAGGGUUUUGAGACUGUGAUGUUUCGGUCAAAGUUUACAUCCUGGCCCAAGACAACUGAUGUAGCUGUAGCUGAGGAUGGCAGAGGGAAAGUUGCAGCACUCCUAAAACGCCAGGGGCUAAAUGUCAAGGGCCUUGUGAAAUCUGCUCCUUCAAAAGAAGAAGAAACAGAACCACAUAUUGAUGUUACAGGAAAUUUGCAGGUUUGGAGAGUGAAUGGAGAAGACAAGGUUCUCCUUCCAGCUUCAGAUCAGUUUAAGUUCUAUAGUGGGGAUUGCUAUGUUUUCCAAUAUGCAUAUCCGGGAGAAGACAGAGAGGAGUAUCUAAUUGGAACAUGGUUUGGGAAGCAGAGCGUUGAGGAGGAAAGAGCUUCUUCUGUUUCACAGGCAGGCAAAAUGGUUGAGUCACUGAAGUUUCUGACGGCCCAGGCCCGCAUCUGUGAAGGAGCGGAAACUAUUCAGUUCCUUUCAAUUUUUCAGUGCUUCAUCGUCUUUAAGGGUGGUCUUAGUGCUGGAUACAAGAAGCAUAUUGAGGAUAAUGAACUCGCAGAUGACACAUACAGUGAGGAUGGUACUGCAUUAUUCCGGAUUCAAGGAACUGGCCCAGAAAAUAUGCAAGCAAUACAAGUUGAACCAGUAGCAUCAUCGUUGAACUCCUCCUACUGCUAUAUAUUGCACAAUGGCCCAACAGUCUUUACAUGGUCUGGGAACCUUACUUCGGCAGAGGACCAGGAAGUUGUGGAGAGACAGCUAGAUCUGAUAAAGCCAAAUUUACAAUCGAAGCCGCAAAAGGAAGGGUCGGAAUCUGAGCAAUUUUGGGAUCUUUUGGGUGGAAAAACUGAACAUUCUAGUCAAAAAAUUGCAAAGGAAGCUGAGACUGAUCCUCAUUUAUUCUCUUGCACGUUCUCAAAAGAAGGAACACUGAAGGCAACUGAGAUAUAUAACUUCAGCCAGGAUGAUCUAAUGACAGAAGAUAUAUUCAUCCUUGAUUGUCACUCUGAAAUAUAUGUAUGGGUGGGGCAACAGGUUGACUCCAAGAGCAAAACAAAAGCUUUGUCUAUAGGCGAGAUAUUUAUCGAGAAUGACUUCCUGUUGGAAAAGUUAUCACAUGAAACUCCAAUUUACGUGGUCAUCGAAGGGAGUGAACCAACUUUCUUCACUCGCUUUUUCACGUGGGAUUCAGCAAAACCUGCAAUGGUUGGAAACUCGUUCCAAAGGAGACUCACUAUUCUGAAAGGUGGAACUCCAAUUAUAGAUAAACCAAAAAGGAGACCAGCAGCCUCGUAUGGCGGGAGGUCAGGCGGCACAGAGAAAUCACAACGUUCUAGAAGUGUGUCAUUCAGUCCCGAAAGAGCUCGUGCAAGGGGAAGAUCUCCAGCUUUCAAUGCGCUGGCUGCCACAUUCGAGAAUGCUAAUGCUCGCAACCUGUCCACUCCACCACCAAUGGGUCGUAAAAUUUAUCCCAAGUCUGGUAGCGCAAGUCCAGAUUCUUCGAAGCUGGCUUCCAAGUCUGCCGCCAUAGCAGCACUCACUGCAACUUUUGAACAACCAUUACCUGCUCGACAAAUGAUCAUGGCGAGAACAGUCAAGGCAGCAAGCCCUCAAGGUCCGAAAUCAACACCCGAGUCGGAGUCCGAAGGAGGGGACUAUAUGAGCAGCAGGAUUGGAUCUUUGACAAUAAAGGAAGACGUGAAGGAGAACGAACCUGAAGAUGAGGAAGGGCUGCCGAUUUAUCCAUACGAGCGCCUUACAGUGAAUGCGGAAGAUCGUGUUGCCGACAUUGAUGUGACAAAGCGUGAGACUUACCUAUCAUCUUCGGAGUUCAAGGAGAAAUUCGGGAUGGGUAAGGACGCAUUCUACAAGUUGCCGAAAUGGAAACAGAACAAGCUCAAGAUGGCACUUCAGUUGUUCUGAGCUUGCAUGCUUCAUUGCAUCUGGUUAUUUUCGGCUUUGCGUCUCCAUACUCGAGGUUGCAGUCAGGAAAUUUGGUUGAGCACACAAGCUAAAAGGGACAGCAAUCAGUGCAUUUUUAGCUGCUUCUGACCCCCCACCCAGGAAGCUCUCUCUCUCUCUGAUUUGUCGACUGAUGCAAGGAAGUUAACGUGCAUUUUUCCCAUAUAUAUAUUUUUCUGGUGGUGGGUUGAUUUGCUUCUGUAGCUCUCUCUUGAUUUAUUCGUUUGAGUAAUAUAUUUAUUUUUAGGCAGGUGGUUUGGUUUCCUCUUUUUUUUUUUUUUUAAAUUAUUAUUCUUUUUGGUUGUAAUGAGGUCACAACAGAACAAAAGUUUGCUUGUGAGCUUUCUUUCGAUUGAUUGCGGGGUUGGGGUGUCUUUCUUUCCUAUGAUUCAUUUGAUUGAAGAAGAAGACGGAAUUGAUGUUAGCUCGAGUGAGGUAGCUAUAAAAUUAGAGCCUUUUGUUUCACUUUUCUACUCAAGUGUCAAGUGUAUCAUUCCAUGCCUCAGUAUAUGGGAGAUGGAAGUGUGUGUGUAUGUGUGUGUGUGUGUGUUUUUUUUUUUUUUUUUUUGUAUAGAAGAAGAAGAAAACACUUUCGUGACCAUAUCUCUAGUUUUAUUUUGGUGUGUCUGUUCAAUAAACAGAUUGAAGAAAAGAACCGGAAGGCAGGGAGUGCCUUUCUUUCUUUCUUUCUUUCUUUCUUUCUUUCUUUCUUUGUGUUAGAGGGUUCCUACUUGAUUGUUUGAUGUUAAUAAAGCAAGCAUUUGCUUACAGCAAGACCAAA